GUCGCUCGCGUCCCAGACGCUGGCGGCCGCGGCGGGACCGGUCGCGGUGCCACCAUGGCGGUGCGACAGACGCUGAGCCGCGGCCUGCACCUAGGCCGAGUGUUGCUGCUGCGCUUCACGGCCAAGCCCGGCGCAGCCUACCUCUGGGGGCGGCCUGGGCCGGCGGCAGGCUGGAGUCGUGGAGGGCGCCCGGGCCGGGCCGCGGUGCUCGGUGCAGUGUCCCGAGGACUCGGGCUCCGGCUGCCCGACCGCUACCGCUUCUUCCGCCAGUCGGUGGCCGGGCUGGCGGCGCGACUCCAGCGACAGUUCGUGGCGCGGGCCCGGGGCGGCGCGGGCCCCUGCGGCCGAGCGGUCUUUCUAGCCUUCGGGCUAGGGCUGGGCCUCAUCGAGGAGAAGCAGGCGGAGAGCCGGCGGGCGGCCUCGGCUUGCCGCGACAUCCAGACAAUUUUUACCCAGAAAAGCAAGCCAGUUCCUGACCCACUGGACACACGACGCUGGCAGGGCUUCCGGCUGGAGGACUAUCUGAUAGGACAGUCCCUCGGCAAGGGGUGCAGCGCUGCCGUGUAUGAAGCCACCACACCCGCAUUGCCCCAGCACCUGAAAAAGACAGAGAGCACCAGGCUGCUGCCAGGAAGAGGCCCAGAUGUCAUCCCACAAGGAGAGCAGGAGCAGGCUCCAGAGGCCCCUGCCUUUCCCCUUGCCAUCAAGAUGAUGUGGAACAUCUCGGCGGGCUCUUCCAGCGAAGCCAUCUUCAGCAAGAUGAGCCAGGAGCUGGUCCCAGCUAGCCGAGUGGCCUUGGCUGGGGAGUAUGGAGCAGUCGCAUACAGAAAAUCCAAAGGAGGUCCCAAGCAGCUUGUCCCGCACCCCAACAUCAUCCGAGUUUUCCGCGCCUUCACCUCCUCAGUGCCUCUGCUGCCGGGGGCCCUCACUGACUACCCAGAUGUGCUGCCCCCUCGUCUCCAUCCCGAAGGCCUGGGCCAUGGACGCACGCUAUUCCUUGUUAUGAAGAACUACCCCUGCACCCUGCGCCAGUAUCUUCAAGUGAGCACUCCAAGCCCCCACCUGGCCACCGUGAUGACCCUGCAGCUGUUGGAAGGUGUGGACCAUCUGGUUCAGCAGGGCAUUGCACACAGAGACCUCAAGUCCGACAACAUCCUUGUGGACCUGGAUGCAGGUGGCUGCCCCUGGCUGGUGAUCUCCGAUUUUGGCUGCUGCCUGGCUGAUGAGAGCAUUGGCCUACAGUUACCUUUCACCAGCUGGUAUGUGGAUCUCGGCGGGAACCGCAGCCUGAUGGCGCCUGAGGUGUCCACGGCCUGCCCUGGCCCCAGAGUAAUGAUUGACUACAGCAAAGCUGACGUCUGGGCAGUAGGAACAAUCGCCUACGAAAUCUUCGGGCUCGCCAAUCCCUUUUAUGGCCAGGGCGGUGCCCACCUGGAAAGCCGCAGUUACCGAGAAGCUCAGCUGCCCACUAUGCCCGAGUCUGUGCCGCUAGAUGUGAGACAGCUGGUGAGGUCACUGCUCCAGCGGGAGGCCAGCAAGAGACCAUCUGCCCGUGUGGCUGCCAAUGUGCUUCAUUUAAGCCUCUGGGGUGAAGAUAUUCUAGCCCUGAAGCAUCUGAAAUUAGACAAGAUGAUCGCCUGGCUCCUCCAGCAGUCAGCUGCCACCUUGCUGGCUGAGAGGCUAACAGAGAAGAGCUUGGUGGAAACGAAGCUGAAAAUGCUGUUCCUGGCUAACCUCGAAUGUGAGGCGCUCUGCCAGGCGGCCCUCCUCCUCUGCUCGUGGCGGGCAGCUCCGUGACAAGUGCCCACCUGGCCCGUUACUAAAUGACUUGGCAGUGUCUGUGCUGGUGGUGUGUGAGUGGCAAGGGAGGGGCCCAGUGGGAGGUGCAAGUCAGGAGAAGCUCGUGUGGGGCUGGUCAGCCAGAGAAGGCCUUGGGGUUGGCACAUGGGAGGAACUGAGUCAAGAGUUUAGUCUAGUCAUGGACUCCAGCUGUGCAGUGUCCCAUCAGCUGUGUGGACCUGGGCUGUCCUUCUGUCAAAGCAAGGGAUGGUCCAACCAGGGCACUGGCAAGUCCUGGGGCUGGCCCCAGUGUGCGCUAAGUUGCUAUAACUACUUGGCCCUGUCAAUGAAGCACAGGACUAUGUAAAUAAAUGAGAAUGGGUGUAUGC
Messenger RNA from Octodon degus (degu), 2168 nucleotides. It is a transcript of the gene Pink1, whose product is annotated as PTEN induced putative kinase 1. The coding region runs from base 55 to 1797 and encodes 580 amino acids. The record is from RefSeq and is a predicted model, not a curated record. Gene Ontology annotation, molecular function: protein serine/threonine kinase activity; ATP binding. Gene Ontology annotation, cellular component: mitochondrion. Gene Ontology annotation, biological process: autophagy of mitochondrion; regulation of apoptotic process; positive regulation of mitochondrial fission. Lineage: Eukaryota; Metazoa; Chordata; Mammalia; Rodentia; Octodontidae. The transcript has 8 exons.